AGAAGAGCUUAUUCAUUGCUGUAAUGGCCGCCGUCUGGCGUUGUCGGUGAAUUGUCUAUCGUUCUUAUUAUAUGAUUAAUAAAAAUAAUAAAAGUGGGAGAUACCGCUUUAUCACUUUACGUAAAUCCAGUUCGAUUCAAUAUUUACCGAAAGUGGAAAGUGUUCGCUAGUGUGUAUUAAAUCUAAACGUGUUUAUAACGAAAAAAUUUUUGUCAACUAAAACUCACUUUAUUCAUUGGACGGAAAUUCAUUUAUUUCUGCGUGUUUAUUUGAUUCAGUGCGAGUGUAUUGUAAACUUGAGAAGAAAAGUUUUCAUUUUUUUUCAUCUUUGUGCUUUUUAUAUUAAAAUAAUUCGUCUAUAAUAAAUGUGUGUGGGGGGGAAAAAAUAGUCACAGUAAAUGUUACUAGUUCGAUAAGAGAUUUAUUAUAGUUUCGAUUUUUGGUUGGUAAACAAAAGUGACAGGAGAGAAUUAUUGUUUCACAGUGCUUCGUCAAUUAAAAAAUCUUCAUUGGAUUUGGAUAAAUAAAAGUGUUCUCUUUAACAGAAUUAGAAGAAUUCAAGAUUCGAAAUUAGAGAAGACUUGUUUUUUAUUCUAAAAAAAAAUGAGGAGGAAUGAAGAUGUGCCAAAUUUAGUGUCAAAUAUUCAAUUUUUUCCGAUAGUUAUCAUAUAAUGAAAUUAAUGAAGUUAAUGAAAUUAAUACUAAAAAGGAAAAGUAGCCAAAGAACAAUAAAUCCGUUAAAUAUCUUCCAAAAGUUGACCAGAGUGCGCUUAGAAUGAUAUUCAUUCCAGGAAUAUCACUGCCAAGACUUUCACCAAUAUCCGAACAAAAUUUAGAAAAUCUUCAACAUCAAAUAAUAAAAAGCAGAUCAAAUAAUCGACGAAUUGUGUGAUUUUCUUUUCUUUUUCGAAAUUAUUUUUUGUUUUUGAAAUUCGAGCAUGUUUGGUAAAGUGCCUCCAUCGAAUACACCAGGUCCACCAAUCCUCACAACAAAAGCAUUAGGAAAAUCAUCAGGCACAUCAUGUUUGCCUUGUUUCUCAUCCGAGGAAGGACCUGCCACUUGCAUUGAAGAUAAACAAAAAUCUUGGCGAGCACAAAAUUCAGAGACAAUUCUCACCAACAUACCGUGUGAUAUUCAGCCUUCCAGUAAUUUAUCAACAGAAAUUUCACGACCCCAUAGAACAGAAGCAAUAAAUAUGUGUCUAAAAAGUUCUCCAGCGUGUGCCAACGCAAAAACUCCCUCCAAAGAGUCGAGAAAAAAUUUCUCAAGUCCAAAAGUCAUCUCAUCAACAACAUCCACAAAUGUUCAUCGAUGUUCCUCAAAUCCCAAUUGUCCUAGUGUAUCAAAAUAUUACAAUGGUGCUUCCAAAACGUCCAAAAAUUCAUCCUCUUCAUUUUCAAAUUUGGUCUGCCUAAAUAGUGAAACUCUAACAAAAUUAAACAGAAAAUCAUCGAUGCCAAAUCAUGAAUUCUCCGAUGAUGAGGAUAUAUUGACAAUUAGCGAUAAUCAAUUAGUUAAUAGAGAACAAUCAAGAAUCGUUCCACCUCCAGUUGCCAAGUCAACCCCAAAUAGAUCUUCCGAAAUUGAUUCAAACAAUGAUCAUUUAAGUAUCGAUAGCAUUCAACAAGUAACCCGUGAUCUUUCAACAAUAUUAUCACCAGUUUAUGAUGUUAUUACUGAAUCUCAUCGUAAUAAUCGUAAAAUUAAAUCAUCAAUUGAUUCCAUUAAUUUUCAAGCUCUUCCAAAUUCAAGUACCUGUAUGGAAAAAAUUGAUUUUACCAAAUUAUCAUCAUCAUCAACAUCAUCGAAAAUGUCUGAUACUGAUAAUAGAAAAAAUUGUACGAAUUUUACACGUGAAUUACCAACGGAAUUACAAUCGAGUCCAAGGAGUUACAAGGAUCGUGAAAAAUGUCGUGAUCCAUGGAGACCAACGGAAAUGGAAGGAACAAUUUCAAAUUUAAACAUUUACUCAGGUGAUGCUUCACAGGAAUCUGGUAGUAAGAGAAGAACUGGAGCAUCAUGUCAAGCAUUGAGGCAUGCCGUUGCGUCUUUAAAUCGUCUCGAUGACUUCUACAUGGAGAAAAUUGGCUCUGGAUUCUUCUCUGAAGUUUUCAAGGUCACCCACAAAGUAACUGGUCAGGUGAUGGUCCUGAAAAUGAACCAACUUCCGGCCAACAGACCGAACAUGCUCAAGGAGGUCCAGCUGAUGAACAAACUCAGUCACCCAAAUAUUCUCAGAUUUAUGGGUGUUUGCGUCCACGAGGGUCAACUUCACGCACUGACUGAGUAUAUAAAUGGGGGAAGUUUGGAGCAACUGAUAAUGUCGAAACAAAUACGAUUGCCACAUUUAAUAAGAAUGAAUUUGGCGAGGGACGUAGCACGUGGCAUGGCGUAUUUACAUAGUCGGGGGAUUUUUCACAGAGACCUGACGUCUAAGAAUGUUCUUAUAAAGAAGGAUGAGAAUUCGGGUGAUAUGAGCGCAGUUGUUGGUGAUUUUGGUUUAGCGGCAAAAAUUCCCGAUCCAAAUUCUGGCUAUCGAUUGAGCACCGUUGGCAGUCCCUAUUGGAUGUCACCGGAAUGUCUCAAGGGUCAAUGGUACGAUCAUCGCUCUGAUAUCUUCUCAUUUGGAAUUGUUGUCUGUGAAUUAAUCGGACGAGUGCCCGCCGAUCCUGAUGUUCUACCACGCUCGGAUAAUUUUGGUCUCGAUUAUUUAGCCGUGGCUGAAAUUUGUGCAGCUGCCGAUCCGCCACCUGCCUUUUUACAACUUGCUUUUCAUUGUUGCACGUAUGAACCGAAAUCGCGACCAACAUUUCCGGAGAUUGCGUCGACGCUGGACAACUUGAUUGGAAAUUACGAGGAGGAGAGUAAAGGGAAUAGCAGUCAGACGGUGGAGAAUUGUUUAAUGUCGAGUGUUGAGGAAAUAGUGAGGGAGGGUCGACCGACGAAGCGAAGAGCGGCGAGAUUGAGGAGUCAUUCUGCUGACGCGAGGGGUUGUGAUAAUGCGACACCUUCCGAUAAGGCGCGAUGUCAUUUAACGAGAAGAGUCGCUGAACUCGCGAGUCGAAGAGAUCCACAUUAUAGACCAAUGACUGCAAAUCCAUUCCACGCUUUAGGGGGUGUGAAGAAAAUUCUCGGCGAUUUAUUCUCGAGUUGUCUUGAAUUGCCAAGUUUGGAGGACGUGAGGCCAAGUGUCACCGAUGGCUGCACUUCGAAAUUCAAACCCGCUCAAAAUGACAGUAUUGCAAAAAUUCUCGAGCGAAAGAAACCAAACUCAGAGCCGAGUAGUCCAACAGCGAGGAAAAAAUGGGAAAAAAAGGUUGCUACGAAAGUUGGCGCUGCCUGUUUAUUUGCCCAUCCGUUAUUUAGAGAUGGUUGGGAACCAAGAAGACGGGGAAGCUGUGAAUCGGGUUUUUGGAGUUGUGUUGGCGAGGAUUUGAGUCCGGAGCCACCGAAUCGACGGCACGCUUCGACAUUGAGCAGUUCGGCGGCUAGCAGUUUAUUUCUUCUCGAUGAUCAUAGAACGAGUUCGAUUUACACUGAUUCCUCGGAGGAUAUUGCGAGUUUAGGUGGUGGUGAUUCUUGUUGGGAGGAUAGACUGAGUGGCAUUGGUUCGACGAGUAAGACAAUAUCGAAAAUUGUCGAAUAUUUCGAGAGGAAGCAGGCGACUGCAGGUAGUUUAAGAUUAGGCGAUCAUGGAUUCGAUGUGGGUCCUAAUCGAAUGGCUUUAUUGCGAGCGAGCUUAGAGGGAUCGAUGCCUUUCUGUAACAUUUCGGCGGCUCAGCGACUUGUCGUUUGCGAAGGCGCUGUCAGAAGUAAACUGCCUCUUUUUGAUAAGAAAUGAUGAAACAGAUUUCUCGACGCCUCCUCUAUCGUAUAGUAUUUUUUCUUUUCUUUUUAACUAACUCGAGGAAAUUUUGUCGUUACUCGCUGGUGACCAAAUGGUAUUUCUUAAUCGCUAACAUUUUUAUUUAUUUUCAUCAAUUUUCAUUGACUGUAUUUUUGUCGAUUUUAUUUUUAUUCUGUUUUGAUUGACAGUAUUUUGAUCUGUAUUUUGAUUAAUAUUUUUAUCUUUAUUUUGAUCAAUAUUUUGAUCUCUAUUUUGAUCAAUAUUUUGAUCAAUAUUUUGAUCGAUAUUUCGAUUGUGUUAAUAUUGUCAGAAUUAAUGAAAAUUGCUACUAAAUGGUCCCGAAAAGUAACUGAGAGUUAACUGAGAGUUUCUUCUUGUGAAAAGAAUUCUUUACCAAAAAAAAAUUAAGCCUGUUACGCAUAAAA
Messenger RNA from Leptopilina heterotoma, 4273 nucleotides. It is a transcript of the gene cdi, whose product is annotated as dual specificity protein kinase shkD. NCBI's taxonomy places the organism in Eukaryota, Metazoa, Arthropoda, Insecta, Hymenoptera, Figitidae. Gene Ontology annotation, molecular function: ATP binding; protein serine/threonine kinase activity. The transcript is spliced from 6 exons. Gene Ontology annotation, cellular component: nucleus; cytoplasm. Bases 939 to 3842 code for a protein of 967 amino acids. Gene Ontology annotation, biological process: protein phosphorylation; actin cytoskeleton organization. The record is from RefSeq and is a predicted model, not a curated record.